Messenger RNA from Arachis stenosperma, 489 nucleotides. RefSeq names its product proline-rich receptor-like protein kinase PERK2. The coding region runs from base 1 to 489 and encodes 162 amino acids. Lineage: Eukaryota; Viridiplantae; Streptophyta; Magnoliopsida; Fabales; Fabaceae. The transcript is spliced from 2 exons. The record is from RefSeq and is a predicted model, not a curated record.
AUGGCUAGCGAAAGAGCUGCAGCAGGUAGUGGUAGUCAACAUCAGGGUGCAGUAGCAACAAUUGAAGGUAUGGCUGUUGAUGAUCUUGAUGAGGAUGCUGUCAGAGAGCAAGAGAUGUAUUGGGAAGAGACUUUGGAGGCAGCAGAUGCUGAAGCAUCAGCUUCAGAUUCACCCAAUGUGAAUGUUGAUGAUUUAAACUGUGUGAAUCCUUCUGAAGAACCUAUGGCAGUAAGACCUCUACCUUCUAACUCCUCAACUGCAUAUGUGCCACCUAGACCUAUCAUGAAUCCAACCAUGUCCAAGAGACCAAUUAGGAGGAGAAACGUUAAGAGGCCACCACCGUCACAACCUUCUCCCCUUAGACCUGUCCCACCACAACCUACUCCCAUAACGCCUACCACACCACAAUCUUCUGUUGUUAGGCCUACAUCACCAACUAACCAACCUCCUCCAAAGGUUACCAGACAAACAAUGCAUGGUGCAAGUUGA